CAAUUUAUCCAUUAUCCGCUCGCGCAGCUAAGUUUCAAACCAAUUUAGUCGUCACACAACUUUCAGUUUGGUAGCCUGAUAAUCAGCUGUUUGUUUGUUAUUUCUUUAACAUAAAUAUAUUAAAUGCGCUGCGCUGUAAAAAAUUGCGGAAAUAAUAAUCGUAUUGCCAAUAGAACGAAAUGGAGAUACUUUCACUUCCCCAAAGAAAAGCCAAACCUCCAAAGGUGGAUAGAUUUUUGCCAGCGAGAUAAUAUAAACCCCACAACUGCCUGUAUUUGCAAUGAGCACUUUGCACCCAAUGACUUUGAGCGAAAUAUGCAAUACGAAUUGGGCUUUAGCCGCAAAAAUCCAACAAAACUAAAGCCCGGCUCAUUUCCGAGUGUGAAUGGACCCCAAAAGUUGGCGAAGGAACUGCGAGGAAGUAUCAAAAGGGGCUCCAAAAGUGUUCCCUUAGCUGGGUCUACGAAAAUGUCCAAUAUAGGCUUUGAUCCACACCAUGCAGGAACGCAAUCCUCGGAAGGCCACGAAACCAUAGAAAUCCAACUCUGUGGUUUUAAUACAGAUAUUGAGGGCUUCGAAGAAGCCGAAGAUGACGACUGUCCUUCAGGUCCCCGGCUCGUGGAAGUAGAAAUAUUGGAUCCUCUUAACCCGCAGUCAAAUGCCAAGGAUCAUGUGGAGAUAAUCGAUUCGGAAGGCGACAGUUAUGUGAAGCACUUGGAGCUCGAAAUAUGCUCCUUAAAGCGUGAGGUAUUUUUCCUCAAAGACGAAUACCAGAAGAUAAAGGCUGAAAUGCGUAAUCUCAAGGACACAAUAAAAAGAUCAGAGGAAGAACUCGCAGAAAAACAACUCCAAGGUGUUGUUAAAAGCAGAAAAGUUGGUUUGAGGUUUUGGUUUGUUCCUUGAGUAACGUUUUUAUUGUUUUAGAGGAAAUCUCAGUUUUGAAAAAGACCAGAUAUCUACGUAAACAUAAACGACUGACCAGUUAUUAAAAGCUGACAUCAAGCGUAAUAAUAUAUUAUCAAAUCAGUAUCUGAAUCCAACAGAAUUAAAAAUUAUGAAUUAUG
This is a messenger RNA of Drosophila melanogaster (fruit fly), 1064 nucleotides long. RefSeq lists its product as uncharacterized. The transcript has 3 exons. Gene Ontology annotation, molecular function: sequence-specific DNA binding; DNA binding. The record is from RefSeq and is marked reviewed. NCBI's taxonomy places the organism in Eukaryota, Metazoa, Arthropoda, Insecta, Diptera, Drosophilidae. Bases 124 to 903 code for a protein of 259 amino acids.